UAUAAUAUUUUUGUCGGGUAGCUUCAGUCGUUGUAAAGUGAAAGCAUGUUGACCCGUAAUCUCAGGUCGACAGUGUGCCAAAACGGCAGACUGAUUAAAGAUCUACUAAAAAGAAAAUCUGCUCUAUUCAACAGAAAUGCCACAGUUGCACAGAAUGUCACAGAUUCACGAGUAGAUGCCAAGUCCAAUGAUGAAGAGUUGAAACCUAUAUACUUGGAUGCUCAAGCAACUACCCCACUGGACCCAAGAGUUCUGGAUGCAAUGCUUCCAUAUCAUAUAUCAUUUUAUGGAAAUCCACAUUCAAGAACACAUGCAUAUGGUUGGGAAACAGAGAAAGCUGUUGAAGAUGCAAGAAAGAAAGUUGCAGAUCUGAUAGGUGCUGAUCCAAAAGAGGUAAUAUUUACAAGUGGAGCAACUGAGUCAAACAACAUUGCUGUUAAGGGAAUCGCAAGAUUCAACAAACGAAAAAAGAGACACGUUAUAACUACACAAACGGAGCACAAAUGUGUUCUGGAUUCCUGUCGAGUGCUUGAAGCCGAGGGGUUUGAGGUGACAUAUCUACCUGUUCAAAAAAAUGGAAUAAUCGACAUUGAAGAACUGAAAAGCAGUAUUCGUCCAGAUACUUCGCUUGUUUCUAUAAUGACUGUUAAUAAUGAAAUCGGCGUGAAGCAACCUGUUCACGAGAUAGGUGCCAUUUGCCGUGAAAAUAAAGUGCAUUUUCAUACCGACGCUGCACAGGCGGUUGGGAAGAUACCAAUCGAUGUGAACGAGAUGAAGAUCGACUUGAUGUCAAUAAGUGGCCAUAAGAUCUACGGUCCGAAAGGCAUCGGUGCUCUGUAUGUAAGAAGAAGGCCCAGGGUAAGACUUGAGCCACAGAUGAAUGGAGGAGGCCAAGAGAGGGGCUUCAGGAGUGGUACGGUUCCGGCACCACUUGUUGUUGGUCUAGGUGCAGCCUGUGAGCUUUCUUUGCAAGAAAUGGAGUACGACUACAAUCACGUGAAAGAGUUGUCAGAUCGUUUGAUUGCUGGAAUAGAAAGCCAACUGACCCACGUGAUUCGAAAUGGUGAUCCUGAUCUAUCAUAUCCUGGGUGUAUUAACCUUUCUUUCGCGUAUGUUGAAGGCGAAAGUCUCCUAAUGGCUUUGAAAGAAAUUGCCUUAUCAUCAGGAAGUGCCUGUACUUCGGCGUCACUGGAACCAUCCUACGUGCUACGUGCCAUUGGAGCAGAGGAAGAUCUAGCACACUCUUCCCUUAGGUUUGGCAUUGGAAGGUUCACUACACAAGCAGAGGUCGACUUCACUGUCAAGAAAUGCGUUGAAAGUACCUUGAAGCUCCGGGAGAUGAGCCCUCUAUGGGAGAUGGUUCAGGAUGGAAUCGAUUUGAAAAAUAUUCAAUGGAGCCAACAUUAAUUUGCAACUCGUGAGGCAAAUCAGAAGUUGUAUAGAAAGCAUACUUGUAUAUUUUCAUGUCAGACUUUUGAGGGAAUGUCCAUAAAUGUUAUUUGUGACCUAUUUAAGUAAACAUAAAUAUGGAUUACUUGAACUUUGUGACCUCAGGUUUUCCAAUCACACAUUUACUCCCGUAUGUCUAAGAAAUAAUUACAUUUUUAGCUUAGAAUUUUCCGAUUCACUUCUUUUCAAUGUUUUUUAGCAUAACAGGUGUUUGCGAGUUUAGGCUUUGCCGGAUUGUGAGAUUACACCAGAGCAAAAAAAAAACAGAAAUGUUUUUGUCACUUUACAGUAGCCAUAUUGAACAAAAUACCUUGAUAACUGUAAUCAUGCAUUUAGGAUAACAUUUAGCGCAUGACAUCUUAGUUAAAUCCUGAAUACUAAGAGCGUGCUCAUCGAAGAAAAAUUUUCAAUAGUAUUUGAAAGUUGCCUAUUUCAAUUCAAAUGCGAUUUUGUAGAAUUUUUGUCAUUAUUUCCCCAUCUGAAGUUAACUCUAAUUCAAUUCAAUUUUUAUACUAUAUUAUCAAGUAAUGCAUCAGCAUAUUGAUAUACGUCUUGUCUUUUGCCGGUUUGCUAAA
Molecule: messenger RNA, 2024 nt
Organism: Rhopilema esculentum
Lineage: Eukaryota; Metazoa; Cnidaria; Scyphozoa; Rhizostomeae; Rhizostomatidae
Product: cysteine desulfurase
Biological process (GO): [2Fe-2S] cluster assembly
Cellular component (GO): nucleus; mitochondrion; cytosol
Molecular function (GO): pyridoxal phosphate binding; cysteine desulfurase activity
Source: RefSeq, a predicted model, not a curated record